Messenger RNA from Candidozyma haemuli, 507 nucleotides. RefSeq lists its product as uncharacterized. The transcript has a single exon. Lineage: Eukaryota; Fungi; Ascomycota; Pichiomycetes; Serinales; Metschnikowiaceae. The record is from RefSeq and is a predicted model, not a curated record. The coding region runs from base 1 to 507 and encodes 168 amino acids.
AUGAAAUUCUCUGCCAUCCUUCUUGCUGCUUCUGCUGGUCUUGCUUCUGCUGCCUCCUCUGUCACUUUGACCAAAACUAUCACCAACAAUGGCAUGACGUACACCAAGACCAAUACCGAAGAGUACACUGGUCAGACCACUACUGAGCCAACCUCAGGUACUUACACCUUCACUAUCUCCAAGCCUAACGGUGUCAAGCUCUUGACCAACACUUACGGUCAGGCUACCACCAUCACCACCCACAGAGUCAUCUCUGGUCCAGAUGCGACCUACACUAAGCUGAUGACUGCCGCUAUGCAUACCACUGAGGUUUCCAGCUUCUUGGAGUCCCACUCCUCCCACUUGUCUGCUGCUUCUAAGGCUGCUGAGGACCACUCCAAGAACGGCGGCGGCUCCAGCUCUUCCAGCUCUUCCGGCUCUUCGUCUUCUUCUGACGGUGCUGGUAACGCUUUGCAGUACGGUGCUGGUGUCGGUGCAUUCGGUGUUGCUGCCGCUUUGCUUUUGUAA